CAAGAUGGCCGAGUUGGUCUAAGGCGCCAGUUUCAGGUACUGGUCCGAAAGGGCGUGGGUUCAAAUUCCACUCUUGACAUUUAUUAUUAUGUUUUCUGGUUUUAUUUUUCUUUUAUCCCUAGUCGCUACCCUGCUUUACUUUACUGUUGAGCUGAUCCCUAACUUUUUCCUAUUGGCGCAUUUGCUCAUAAAUCUCUCGUCGGACUCCUCUCUUCUCUCCUCCUCGCUUCAUCGCCGACUCAGGUAAAGAUGGGUGUUUCAUCUGAUGAAGAGUCCGAGAUCAGCGAGUCAGAGAUCGACGACUACUCCGAAACGCCUUACCUGCUCCUCCAGAACGGGAAGUACAAGGUUAAGGUGAACGGGACGCUGAGAUGCCCCUUUUGCUCAAACAAGAAAAAGCAAGACUACAAAUACAAGGAGCUCAUGGCGCAUGCCUCCGGAGUCUCCAAAGGAUCCGCAAGCAGAAGCGCUAAACAGAAGGCUAACCAUCUCGCAUUGGCAAGGUACUUACAGAACGAGCUCGCUGGUGAUGCUGAGCCGCUUCCACGACCUCCUCCUGUUCCUCCUCAGUUGAACGAGUCAGAAGCCAAACCGGGUGAGGUUUACGUCUGGCCGUGGAUGGGGAUUAUCGUUAGCCCUUUGAAAGAGACUGAUGACAAGGAGGCUCUUCUUGAUUCGGCUUGUUGGUUGAAGGAGCUUUCUAGGUUCAAGCCUGUUGAGGUGCACGCCUUUUGGGUCGAGCAGGGUUUGAUUGUUGGGGUUGUUGCUAAGUUCAACAGCGACUGGAGCGGGUUUGCGAGCGCGACGGAGCUUGAGAAGGAGUUUGAGAGUAUAGGCUGCAGCAAAAAGGAGUGGGUGGAGAAGAGAGGAGGUGGUUCAGUGUCCAAAGCCUACGGUUGGUGUGCACGUGCAGAGGACUAUCACUCCGAAGGGCCGAUUGGUGAGUACCUCUCCAAGGAGGGGAAGCUGAGAACGGUUUCGGAUAUUUCUCAAGAAAAGGCGCAGGAUAGGAACAGCGUUCUUGAACAGCUUUCGGAUAUCAUUGCUAUGACGAAUGAAGAUCUGAACAAGGUUCAGUACAGUUACAACAAGACGGCGAUGUCGCUGAAGAGGGUGCUUGACGAGAAGAAAACCUUGCACGAGGCUUAUGCUAAUGAAACGAAGAAGAUGCAGCAGAUGUCGAUUCUCAGCAUCCAGAAGAUCCUUAACGAUAAAGAGAGGCUAAGCAAUGAACUGGAGAAGAAGAUGCAGAAACUUUCGGAGUGGUCCAAGGCGUUGGACAAAAAGGAAGCACUAACUGAAUUGGAGAGACAAAAGCUUGAUGAAGAGAAGAAAAAGAAUGAUGCUAUGAACAUUUCCCUCCAGUUAGCCUCCCAUGAGCAGAAAAAGGCUGACGAGAGUGUUUUGAGACUUGUUGAAGAGCAUAAGAGGCAAAAAGAAGAGGCUUUGAGCAAGAUCCUUCAGCUUGAGACGCAGCUAGACACCAAACAGACACUGGAAAUGGAGAUUCAAGAGCUGAAAGGCAAAUUACAAGUGAUGAAGCAUUUGGGGGAUGAUGAUGACGAGGCGGUCAAGCAGAAAAUGAAGGAGAUGAAUGAUGAGCUGGAGGAUAAGAAGUCUGAGUUAGAAGGGCUAGAGCAGAUGAACUCAGCACUGAUGACAAAAGAACGUCAAAGCAAUGAUGAGAUACAAGCAGCACGGAAAAAACUAAUUGCGGGUUUGACAGGAUUGUUGGGUGCCGAAACUGAUAUCGGGGUCAAGAGGAUGGGAGAACUUGAUGAGAAGCCGUUCCUAAAUGUUUGCAAGAAGAGAUUUUCGGAAGAUGAAGCUACGGUUGAAGCUGCCACCCUUUGCUCUACAUGGCAAGAGAACCUCAAGGAUUCGUCAUGGCAACCGUUCAGACGUGAAGGAACCGGGGACAAAGCAAAGGAAGUGGUAGACGAAGAUGAUGAGCAGCUUAAGAAGCUUAAAGGAGAGUGGGGAGAAGAGGUGCAUAAUGCUGUUAAAACAGCUCUCGAGGAGAUGAACGAGUACAAUGCAAGUGGUCGAUACACCACCUCAGAACUUUGGAACUUCAAAGUAGGAAGGAAAGCAACAUUGAAGGAAGUGAUUAAUUUCAUUUCAAACGACAUCAAAACUGUGAAACGCAAAAGAACCUGAAGGAUGAUGGAGGAAGUAGAAGUAAUGGUUAAGCUUUAUGUCUAUUAAAUAACUGAGAUUGAAGUGAUGUAAAAUAAAGGAGUUACUUAUUUACUCUCGGUAUCCCCAAGACUUGUAUCUUUGAAUAUUUUUCUUUGAAAGAUUUCGAACAGCCAAAUAAGCUAGUUUGUUUUUCAGAUUAAUGUUCUGUUUUAUGC
Brassica rapa (field mustard) is the source of this 2357-nucleotide messenger RNA. Its product is annotated as factor of DNA methylation 1. Gene Ontology annotation, biological process: gene silencing by siRNA-directed DNA methylation. The record is from RefSeq and is a predicted model, not a curated record. Lineage: Eukaryota; Viridiplantae; Streptophyta; Magnoliopsida; Brassicales; Brassicaceae.